UGUUUUUGUAACACAGAGACGGCUAAGUGGGUUUGUUUGGGUGUUAAAGAGUCCAUAUAGCGGACGGUGAGCAAUCGGUUGGAUUUCGCACGGAAACGCAGCACUGUACGAUGCCUUUCUGGGUUCAACCCUAGUGCUGAGCUGCUUGGCUUCCUUCCUCUUUAUAUCCUUUGGCAAAGAACAAGUGGGAAAUUAAAAGGUAAACGAAUAACAAAGAACCUGAUGUGAGCAGUAGAUGUGAGGUGUGUUUGUGAGAGAUUAUCAAAGCGCAGCAUGUUUAAGCAGUAAUCUGAGCCCAGAGCCCUGGUCAUGGAGGCCCGCUUUGGGAAUGUGGUGUUCAGCUCGCGAUUCGACUCCGGGAACCUGGGCCGAGUGGAGAAGGUGGAGGCGUCCGAACAUGAUGCUGAGAGAAGCUCGAUCUCGCACAUCGACUACGAGUUCAACGUCUGGACUAAACCUGACUGCGCAGACACCGAGUUUGAGAAUGGGAACCGGUCAUGGUUCUACUUCAGCGUGCGUGGUGUCCUGCCAGGUAGACUGCUGAAGAUUAAUGUGAUGAACAUGAAUAAGCAGAGCAAGCUGUACUCUCAAGGCAUGGCUCCAUUUGUGCGCACUUUUCCUGUGAAAAUGCGCUGGGAGAGAGUCCGAGACCGACCAACAUUCGAGAUGUCAGAGAAUCAGUUCACUUUGUCGUUUGUGCAUCGUGUGGUGGAAGGGAGAGGAGUCAUCACAUACUUCGCUUUCUGCUAUCCAUUCUCAUACACUGAGUGCCAGGACAUGCUUCUGCAGCUAGACCAGAGACUGCUCAGCCAUUCUCACACACUGGGGCCAUGCAGUCCAGCAGACAGUCUGUAUUAUCACCGUGAGUUGCUGUGUUACUCUCUGGAUGGGCACAGAGUAGACCUGCUGACUGUGACCUCCUGCCAUGGCAUGCUGGAGGAGAGAGAGCCCAGACUGGAGAAACUCUUUCCUGACCACAGCACACCACGACCACACCGCUUUGCUGGCAAACGGGUAUUUUUCAUCAGCAGUAGAGUACACCCUGGUGAGACACCCUCCAGCUUUGUGUUCAAUGGCUUCCUGAACUUCAUUCUGAAUCAGGAGGACCCGCGGGCGCAGAUGCUGUGCCGGAUGUUUGUCUUUAAGCUCAUCCCCAUGCUCAAUCCCGAUGGAGUUGUCAGAGGUCACUAUAGGACGGACUCGCGUGGUGUGAAUCUUAACCGACAGUACAUGAACCCGAGUGCUGAGCUGCACCCUUCCAUCUAUGGGGCCAAAUCCCUCCUCCUCUACCAUCACCGGCACAACCGCCAUAAACCCAGCUCUCCCUCAGCACUGAAACUCUCCAACCAGUCCAACACCACCACCCCAACCCUGACCACGCCCUUCGAACUUGAACACUACCUCAACUGCCGUAACGAGGUGGAGCGAUUGGAGGGCCCGACCCUCGACCUCUCGCAGAUUCCCAUGCAGAUGGAGGAGAGCUGGGAGAGUAAAGGCAGAGUGAAGGGCAAGCUUGGGCUAGGCGAUGAGAACGAAACCACACCAAGUCGGAGUGAAGCUUGCGUCUCUAACCUUGCCCUGACAGAGCAGAUCCUGCCCCAGGAGAGUGGAGUGGCCUAUUACAUAGACCUACAUGGCCAUGCCUCCAAAAGAGGAUGCUUUAUGUAUGGGAACAACCUACCUGAUGAGAAUCAGCAAGUGGAGAACCUGAUGUAUCCAAAGCUGAUCUCGUUGAACUGCGCCCAUUUCGACUUCCUUGGUUGUAAUUUCUCGGAGAAGAACAUGUACGCACGGGACAAGCGUGAUGGUCAGUCUAAAGAGGGCAGCGGCAGAGUGGCCAUACACAAAGCCAUUGGAUUAGUUCACAGUUAUACGUUGGAGUGUAACUAUAACACAGGGCGCUCUGUCAACACCAUUCCACCUGCCUGCCAUGACAAUGGUCGAGCCACUCCUCCUCCCCCUCCAGCCUUCCCUCCCAAAUACACACCCGAGGUAUACGAACAGGUUGGCCGUGCAGUCGCUAUAGCAGCGCUGGACAUGGCUGAAUGUAACCCGUGGCCGCGGCUUGUCCUGUCCGAGCACAGCAGCCUGGUGAACCUCCGAGCAUCACUGCUCAAACAUGUACGCAAUAGCAAGGGCUUGGGCUCCAAUGGCCGCAAGAACGCAAACAAGGCUCCCAGCCCUCCGAAAUGCACAGGCUUGAGCAGCUCUGUUUCUGAGAAUUCCCUGAGCCGGAGUCGCAGCCACAGCACCCGGAAUGGCAGCAUCACUGGGAACAAGCAGACGCCUCCACAGCUGAAGAGUUCUCCUAGCUUUACAUUUGGCUGGAGCAACUCUGGAAAUGCCCCCAGCUCACACAGGCCUGCCCACAAAGCCCUGGGGCCAAUCAGAGAGUCGAAAACUCAGGAGAAGAGGCGCCCGCACCAUCUCGGCCACCGCCUCUCACUCCACUGUCCCAGCAACAGCCAAGCCAUCCCAGCACGUCCCCCGCUCUCCCCUUCAUCCUCCUCCUCCUCCUCUUCCUCCUCUCCCUCCUCCUCCUCCUUGGGGGCGGGGUCAGCCUCCUGCUCCAUCAAUACGGCAGGAGACAGAGAUCCUCAUUCUCAGCCAACAUUACAGAGCAAAGAUCCUCCUUCAUCAGCUGGGAGGGGCAUCAUAAAUGACAGUCCAGAUUCCACUCCGUCAUAUUCAGUACUGCAGAGGAAGAGGCUGUCACAGAUCUGUCUAAAGGAGCACGCCAUGGACGUUAUAUCAUCCAUCGAGUGCAGAAGGUGUGAGCUGCAUUUCCGACCGAGUCGAAUCCCAGUACUUAAAACAGAGUUGUCGUCUCAUCCUCUACCUCGGUUAGCAUGCUGUGACAGUCCCACCAUGAGAGCGUGGAAGCUUGACAAACCUGGUCUCAAAAAACACUUAACAGGGACAGAUAAUACCGCGCUGCAUUUGGCAACAAAAGAUCUGCUGAGGAACUCUUCCCAAAGCUGUAAGUGCUCUGGCGACAUGAAAGAAACCACAACUGAACAGGAUGAUGCUCCAGAACCAGCUAAAUCUGAGCUUUGGCCUAUGGGUGGCAGUGUUUCCCAGAGCACAGAGACCUGAACUGCUUCUCUAAAUAUCCAUUUUAUUCCCUCAAUCACACACAUCACUAGGAAGGUCGGUGGUACAACGUGAAUAAACACACAACUGCAACUUUUAUACAUGUGUAUAAUCCUAACCCGAUAGUGUCAGUAACUAAUACCUGUGCAAGAUCUUAAGAUGACAGCUUCACGGCUUUACGAACUUUUUCACACAAUGGACUGAUCACAUUCUGACUCAGGAACUAUAUAAAUUAUUAAUCACAUUCACAUAUCAGAUAAAUGUGUUCAUAUCUUAUGUGACUGUUCAUUCGUAGCAUGAAUAAUCUAUCUGAUGCAGUCCAUAAGGUCAUAAAAAGGUCUUUUGAAUAUUUUGUUGACCAGCACAUAACAACACAUCCCAAAGUGAUUUAUUCCUCUUACAUCACAGCAAUUUGCCAAGAAUUACAUUAAUUAAGUAUUUAUUUAUUUCAUACUUACAUUAUAACAGCUAUAAACAGUCAUUCCCUCACCAACCUCUCUUUUUUUCCCCUCUAUUUCUCUAAGACAAAAAAAUGCACCUUAUGAUGUUACAGAGCCCUCUGUCCUGAAGACUCUCCUGUGACUGAAAGCCUAAAAGAGUUUACACAAUGCUGACACUGGAGACUCCUUCCGAAAAUGUUAAAUAAACAUGUCCUAACAGAAAGAUUCACCAUA
Messenger RNA from Pangasianodon hypophthalmus (striped catfish), 3767 nucleotides. It is a transcript of the gene agbl5, whose product is annotated as AGBL carboxypeptidase 5. The record is from RefSeq and is a predicted model, not a curated record. NCBI's taxonomy places the organism in Eukaryota, Metazoa, Chordata, Actinopteri, Siluriformes, Pangasiidae. The transcript has 18 exons. Gene Ontology annotation, biological process: protein deglutamylation; proteolysis. Gene Ontology annotation, molecular function: zinc ion binding; metallocarboxypeptidase activity. Bases 310 to 3096 code for a protein of 928 amino acids.